AUGCGUAUGAGUGAUUAUCAACUGGGUUCUGGGCUGUCGGAGCUGGGGAACAAGUAUGGGAUCCCUUCAGGCUCGGGGGAGCUCAAUUCCGAUGAGCUUGAACAAGCCCGGGAUCACAUCCGGCGAGAAAUCAGGAAGGAGCUCAAGAUAAAGGAAGGAGCAGAAAAUUUGCGCAAGGCAUCAACGGACAAGAAGAGUGUAGCCAAUGUGUCCUCUAUCAUCAAAGAGGCCAACUCCCGGUUAGGGGAGUUGAUGGCAGCGCUGAACGAGAUCGAUUCUCAGCUUCUGAUGACCCGAGGUGGAGAGCGGAAUGCUUCUCUAGCUUUCCAGGGUUCAUCAUAUGGGGGAGGAGGGUACCACUUGUCAGCCUCAGUGACACCGUCGGUGUCAUCCUCGUCGUCAUCGGCCUCAACGGGUGCUGCUGGCAGUCCGCAUCCCCACUACCACCACCACCAUCAUCACCACCAACACCAUUCUCAUGCUCAUCUACAAGGGAAUAUGUAUAAUCUGAGCUCAAGUGGACCCAUGUCCCUUGUCCCUGGUCCACCUUCAAUACCUGCUCACGGUCAUGCUGUCAGCUCACCCGUGACCUCCGUGCAUGUGGAGCAUGGGGCACCAUCUCAUCCUCCGCCACUCCCUCCUCCGGCUAGCCUUUCCGGAUAUGAUACUGCCUCCCUCAACAGUAGCACUGGACCCCCUUCCUCCAUUCAACUUGGUAUGUAUUCUGAUGUCUUGCGCUUCUUCGUUGGCAAAAAUUAUAUUGUGACGAGGGCUCUAUUUUGUGACGAAAGGCGCUUGGAUCGUAAUAUCGCCAAAGAGCGUCGGAAUUUGUCUUAA
Darwinula stevensoni is the source of this 837-nucleotide messenger RNA. The record is from the annotation of a GenBank genome assembly. Lineage: Eukaryota; Metazoa; Arthropoda; Ostracoda; Podocopida; Darwinulidae.